AUGGAUGUCACAGAGCAGGAGGAGCAGUCUCCGCUCAUGGAGGGAGCCCCGGCAUCAAAGCCAAAGGCCCGUUCAGACCAUCUCAUGAAGCGUGUCUCGAGAGCAUGCUUGCAUUGCCGACAACGCAAAUCCAAGUGUGACCUAGAUGCCAGCGGCAGUCCCGGGGUGCCGCCGUGCCAGCGAUGUAUUCGUGACCGUCGGGAAUGUGUCUUGGGCGGCUCGAAUCGUGGAGGUCGUCGCAUCCGCAAGAACAAGAUAAAGAACUUCACGCCGGAUACAAAAGCAUCAACUCAGAAACCAGACGCACAGUCGACCAGCCCCGCCAACACAGAAAAUACCCAACCGAAUUCCAACUCAUAUCCAGGCCCUGUCGUCUUUGUACCGCCCUCGAAUCCUCCUGCGGCGACGGUGGCGACGACAACGUCGGUAUCCGUUGACGAUGAAGAUGCGGCGUCUAUCGGCUCUGUACCUCGAAAUCCUUCCGACGCCUGGCAAUGUCUGACUGACAUUGCGAAGCGAGGUACCGAUGGACCUAGCCCUGCAACAACAGACUCGCUACGUACCGGCACGGGUGGGUAUUCUACAUACAGUGCGUUCCAGAAUGGCGACGUGACAAGCCUUCAAACGAAAACCGGUAUCAAGGCGUACAGGCUGGUGCAAUCGCGAUCUCUUGACCCAGGAACUGUUUGGCAGCUGGUUGCUCGCUAUGCCCAGAACUUCCAUCCGUACCUUCCUCUUGUUCCCCGGAAAUAUUUCCACCGCACCGCUUUGGACGCCUUCGCAGAUAACGAGAAACAUCUCCUCACGGCCGUGAUCACGAUAGCAUCGAAAGACCUAGUUGAGCGGCCAGAAAUUCACGAGUACUGCUCCAAGUACAUGCAUGAAUUGAUUUCCGGCAUUGCUGCCGGAGCCGACUGCGAUGUGGAGGCUGUGGAAGCCCUUCUUCUGCUUGCCGAAUGGGAACCCCAGGGCCUGAGACCAAAGAUUGAACGUGUCGGACGUGGCGAAGAGGAUCGCGCUGCUUGGAUGCAUGUUGGGCUUGCACUGCGCUCAGGCUAUUUUCUGGCCCUGGACAGGACCUCAUUCCGUGGGGACGCCUCGGGAGACACGGAAGCGGAGGCACGCAGACGACUAGCAUGGACCAGCUGCUACAUCUCAGACCGUCUUAUUUCCGUGAGAGUGGGACGUGCGUUUUGGUCGCGAGGGCCAGGCCCAAUGACUGGUCUCGUCAGCCAGGAUUUUCCAUCGCUACAGCCUGUCAGAGAGGGGGACGAGGACUAUGCGCAGAUAUUCCAGGCUACGUUGGAUCUCACACAGCUUUAUGGAAACGUCCAUGACCUCCUUUACUCUGGAAUGCGGACGAGUAACCAGAUGAUGUUGAUGGGUGAUUAUGUAAAAUACGUGGACGAUUUUAGACUGGCGAUUCUGAGAUGGAAAUCGCGCUGGGGUACACUAAAGUGCUCGCCGGCUAUGCAGACUACCCUGCAGCUAUCGUACGAAUAUCUGCGGCUCUAUACCAAUGCGUUUGCUUUCCAAGCAGCAAUAUCUCAAUCAUUAUCUAAGCAGAAGGAUGACAGUCAAUCUCAGAGGGAGCAUCUACGGGCAACAUUUGAUAACGUGGCCUCAAUGCAGGAUGCCCGGUUCAUCAUCGAGUCGUUGGAUGCCGCCAAAGCCUAUUUGACUAUACUCGUCGAGACAGCCGAUCCUGAGAAGCAUCUUCACUUUAUGCCCCUUAGAUUCUACCUGUAUGGCAUCUACGCUGCGGUCUUCUUAUACAAGGCACGAUCGUUUGGUGUCAUGCUCCCCGCAGAGGAAAUGAACGUACGCGACCUCGUCACUCGAACUACGGAGGUUCUAAAACGAGCCAGCGCUGGGCCUGACGACGUUGGAGCCCGUUAUUCGAGACUCCUAGAACUCCUAUGGCGCCCUAAAGCGACUGCUCCAGCAUCGCCUGCAGGAACCCAGCAGAGCAAUGACGUCGUAAUGCAAAACACUAACUCCCUCAACUACAUGCCCGACCAAGAUGGCUAUGUACACUUCAGCCCUGCAAACGACUUUUCCUGGCUAGACCUCGAAGCAGUUGGAGAUUACGUCUCCGGUGAUCCUGGCACCCUGUCGCUGGAAGCGUUCCAGAAUCCUGGUCUAUUCCAGGCUGGCUCUGACAGGGCAUGGCAGACUCCAAUGUGGUCGGGCGAUAUGACGAGCAAUCUUCUAUUCUAG
Messenger RNA from Aspergillus mulundensis, 2220 nucleotides. RefSeq names its product putative Zn(II)2Cys6 transcription factor. Gene Ontology annotation, cellular component: nucleus. Lineage: Eukaryota; Fungi; Ascomycota; Eurotiomycetes; Eurotiales; Aspergillaceae. The transcript has 4 exons. The record is from RefSeq and is a predicted model, not a curated record. Gene Ontology annotation, molecular function: DNA binding; zinc ion binding; DNA-binding transcription factor activity, RNA polymerase II-specific. Gene Ontology annotation, biological process: DNA-templated transcription; regulation of DNA-templated transcription. Bases 1 to 2220 code for a protein of 739 amino acids.